Messenger RNA from Marmota flaviventris (yellow-bellied marmot), 1344 nucleotides. RefSeq names its product MGAT4 family member D (gene Mgat4d). NCBI's taxonomy places the organism in Eukaryota, Metazoa, Chordata, Mammalia, Rodentia, Sciuridae. Gene Ontology annotation, molecular function: acetylglucosaminyltransferase activity. Gene Ontology annotation, biological process: protein N-linked glycosylation. The record is from RefSeq and is a predicted model, not a curated record. Gene Ontology annotation, cellular component: endoplasmic reticulum-Golgi intermediate compartment; endoplasmic reticulum; Golgi stack.
AUGAGGACCAAGCAAGUGAACUUGCUCAUCUCCUUCGUCGCGGUCACGCUCUUCAGCUUCUCCUGCUUCUGCAUCUCCAGGCUGACUCAAACUUACAAUCAAUUAAUUAGUUGUAGAAACCACGUUUUGGAGUUUAGGGAAACUAUGCUGCAUUUAAAAAACAAAACUGAAAACAACCGUCAGGAGCUGAUAAAAGCCUUGAAUCAGAUGAAGUAUGAAAUUACACUGAGAGACAAUGAAUCCAGAAGCUUAGAUGAGAAAACGGUUACCCCGAGUGAGAACGAAACAGCAUCUAAUAGAUUUGAAGCCUUGAAGUUCUUUUUUCCACAUCUAAGGAAAGUUGCCAGGGUCUAUCCUGAUGUAAUCAUUGGCAAAGGGAAAAGAGAUGUUACCUUUGCUCUAGGUAUUUCCACGGUUAACAGAGGAGCACAUAGUUACCUGAAGCAAACUCUGAACUCCAUCAUGACUAGGAUGACACCUUCAGAAGAGAAGGACUCCGUGGUGAUUGUCUCUAUUGCAGAUAGUAAUGAAGAUUAUUUAAAGUCUGUUGUUGACAUGAUUAUGAAAAGAUUCAGAAGGCAAGUGAAAUCUGGAUCCCUAGAGGUCAUUUCAGUACCAGCCUUUUUAUACCCAGAUAGGUUACAUACCCAGCGGCCAACUGUCUCAGAGCGUAAGAGUUGGCACAUGAAACAAGUAUUGGAUUUUUGUAUAUUGAUGCUGUAUGCCCAAUCCAAGGCCAUGUAUUAUUUACAGCUAGAAGAUGAUAUCAUAGCUAGAAAGAUGUACUUCACAAAAAUGACAGAUUUUUUACAUAAUAUCACUUCGAAUAAUUGGUUUUAUAUUCAGUUUUCAGUACUUGGAUUCAUAGGAAAACUGUUUAGAACCGAGGACUUGCCUGGCUUUGUACAUUUUUUUCUAAUGUUCUACAAAGAUAAACCCAUAGACUUGCUCUUGGAGACCAUAUUUCAGGUAAAGAUGUGUGAUCCAGCAGAAAAUUUUAAAGAAUGUUCAAAACGCCAGAAACACAUACUUCUUCAGCAUAAACCUUCUCUUUUCCAGCACGUGGGUAUACAUUCGUCACUUCCUGGAAAAGAACAAUAUUACAAAAGAUGCAGGCGCCCAGGAUCCGCUGUCUCGGAGCCGCGCGGCGCGAGCCCGGGAGGACACGCUUUACUGCGGGCCCAGGGCCCGCGGGCAGUUGAGCGCCCAGCUGCAGGUGAGCGUUCCACGCGCCUGGGGCCGCGGCCGCCUCGCCGCCGGACGCCGCUCGCGCAUGCGCGGUUAGCAGCCGCUGCUGGGCGACUGCCGGCGGGAUUUGUCUGGGGAGACGCGGAGACCGAGUAG